AUGACCGGCGGCCUCCAGGAGUGGCCGGAACCGAUCGUCCGAGUCCAAUCCCUAUCGGAGAGCGGCCUCCACGUCAUCCCCGACCGCUACGUGAAGCCGCCACACCAGCGGCCGGCCACCACCAACCAUCACCACAACGUUAACAACAACAACAUACCCAUCAUUGACCUCGGCGGCGGGCGGUCGUCGGACGAGGAAAUCUGGGCCGCCUGCCGAGACUGGGGGUUCUUCCAGGUGGUGAACCACGGGGUGGGCCCAGAGUUAAUGGACCGGGCUCGGGAGGCCUGGCGGGAAUUCUUCCACCAGCCCAUGGAGGCGAAGCAGAGGUACGCCAACUCGCCCAAGACUUACGAAGGGUACGGCAGCCGCCUCGGGGUCCAAAAGGGCGCCGUACUCGAUUGGAGCGAUUACUAUUUUUUACACUACUUGCCGCCGGCGUUGAAGGACCACGACAAGUGGCCUUCCCUCCCGUCCGAUAUCAGGGAAGUGAUUGACGAUUACGGGAAACAAGUGGUGGAGUUUUGCGGGAGGUUAAUGAGGAUAUUAUCGGCCAACUUGGGAUUGGACGAAGAACGCCUCCAAGACGCAUUUGGAGGGACAAACAUCGGGGCGUGUCUGAGAGUGAACUUCUACCCGAAAUGUCCGCAGCCAGACCUGACACUCGGCCUGUCGUCGCACUCGGACCCCGGCGGGCUGACCAUUUUGUUGCCGGACCACCAGGUGCCGGGGCUUCAGGUCCGGCGAGGGGAUGACUGGAUCACGGUGAAGCCGGCCGAGCAUGCCUUCAUCGUCAAUAUCGGCGAUCAAAUCCAGGUAUUAAGUAAUGCGAUUUACCGAAGCGUGGAGCACAGGGUGAUUGUAAACUCAGCAAAGGAGAGAGUGUCUUUGGCUUUCUUCUACAACCCAAAGAGUGACAUUCCAAUCCGGCCGGUUAAUGAACUUGUAACCAAAGAGAGGCCAGCAUUGUACCCACCCAUGACUUUUGACCAGUACCGGUUAUACAUAAGAACCAAGGGCCCCUGUGGCAAGUCCCAGGUGGAGGCUUUGAAAUCCCCACGUUGA
Messenger RNA from Linum trigynum, 1062 nucleotides. The record is from the annotation of a GenBank genome assembly. NCBI's taxonomy places the organism in Eukaryota, Viridiplantae, Streptophyta, Magnoliopsida, Malpighiales, Linaceae.